AAAGUUUGUUGCUCACAGGACACCAUCCUGACGUCACACGCAAACAGGAAGUGCUUCCUGCUUAUCAGACAAUUUAUGGAGUAAAUAUCGACACAUUCAUUAAUUAUAAGUGGUUAACAUGUCUCAAGAUCCCUGGUUACAGAAUUAUGAUGCCACUUGCCGCCUUGUUCAAGAAAUUGCAGAGAACAUUCAUGAAAGAAACAGACAACAGAGGACAAGAGGGAAUCCUGCAAAGAUGAACAUGACACUGCGAGCGUCGCUACAGAAGCUGAAACAGAACAUCAACCAGCUCAGAGAGAGUUUGCUCCGAGUCUCGUCCUCCCGGCGCAUAAUGCAGUCGGAAGCAGAUCGGAGACAGAACCUUGUUGACGACCUGGUCACCAGGGACAAGCAGCUAAAUGCCACGUUCAAGGGUGACGUUACACAGCCAGAGCCCUCGAGGUCGACCCUGAUGGCUGGGGCGGGGGCAGAAGGGGGGGCCGCGGUCAACCCCUGGCUGGUCCACGAGCCAGAGGAGACCAGGGGCCUGGGCUUCUCUGCCAUCAAACAGCAGCAGCAGCACAUCAUCGAAGUUCAGGAUGCUGGGUUGGACGCGUUAGCCGCCGUCAUCAGCCGACAGAAGCUGAUGGGUCAGGAUAUAGGCAACGAGCUGGACGAGCAGAAUGAAAUCAUCGAUGACCUCACCCACCUGGUGGACAAGACGGAUGACCGGAUCCGCAACGAGACAAGAAGGGUUAAGCUGGUGGAGACGAAGUCGGCUUCCUGCGGGAUGCUGGUGGUGAUCGUGCUCCUGCUCAUUGCUAUAGUGGUGGUUGCUGUGUGGCCCACAUAAGGAAGAGGCUGAGGGGAGCGUUUUGGACGUCGCACCGUCCGUGGGAUGACCACUGAGACUGCGUGGAGAGCCUAUAGGGGAGACGAGGCACAGAGGCACUUAUGCGGGUAUGUAUCAAGCGUGCUGAUUUAGGACCAGGUUUGCCUUUUAUAUCCCAAUGAAUGAAAAGGACAUAGACAGGGCAGACCUGAUUCUAGACCAGCACUCCUACACUGAGACGCUUGAUACAUACCUCUGACACACCACCCCUGUGCCCUGUUAAACACACACAUACACUAAUAAUGACACACAGACUCUUCCACCCCACUCUCUUCUCCCUCCCUCUAUAUUUCCCCUUUCCUUUCCCCUUGUAUGAAAACUGAGUGUAUUGUAGUUCUCUACUGUACCUCAACACUUGGAGAGUUGAGCCCUGGCUUAUGAGGAACCAGCAACAAUGUUUUCUUUUCUUACGUGGGUGUUGGUUGGGUAAAGGGUAGCACUGACCCUAAUUCUGUCUGUGGGCUGAGAGGUCCUGGGUUCCGGGUCGCUAAUUCUGCUAGCUUAGCAAUUCACUCACACACAUCUAUUAUUAUAAUAAUUAUUAUAUAUACCCACUAGCGGUUCUAAUGGUAUCAUUUGUCUUGGGAUUUGAUCAUGUUUGUAGGAUAAUGCCAGCCAAAACACAUAACACGUAUGACUGUGUCACUUUUUAACACGAUGCGAAUCAGUUUAGCUCAAUGCAACCUUGUCAUUUCUAAUAAACAACAUUUACAGUUAACAGCACGAUCCAUGGACUCCUUGGUGUAAAGAGUAUAGUGUUACAUAAUAUUGGUAAUCUACUAAGGAUAAUGUACUGUAUCUAUAGCAUACUCUGCAUUCUUCCACCGUGUCAAUUUAAAAGCCUUGCGGAUGCUGCAAAAGGUUGGGAGAUGCUUGCUUGCGUCCGUGUGAACAGUAUAGCUUGGAUCUACACCCAGCAUCCUUUGCCCUCUACUGUACUGCCCUACGUCACACGUGGAGCUGUUGAUAGAAGUGUGUAUGUUUACGCCCAGGACUCCGGCUUCAGAGAUCUAAAGCAGACAUUGAAUGAUUUUAAGACGAUAGAGAAAGAGAGGCAUAAGAGAGUCACAUCAGUGGCGACUUAACAGAGUUUAUUUCAACUGAAUUCUGGAUUUAGUUCUACCAGCUUGGUGUUCAGUAGUUAUUGUUUCCUUCUUAAAAUCACAACCAUCUAAACAACAACAAACAAGUUUAAAAAAAAAAAUUAAAAUUAAAAGGAAAAAAAAGACAGAAUAAAAUCCACAAUGUCUCGUGUCAUUAAAUAUAUCCAUAUAUAAUAACCAUAAUAUAUUAGUACACAUCGUAAAACAAACAUCGCAAAAAAGGUUUCGCAAUGGCCAACACAGCUAAACAACAUUUACAAUUUAAAAAGUAUGAACAAAAGCAAUGUUUUGACAGGUCUGUGGUAGUAAUAUUUCAUCAAAGAGGAGGUCAUUGUCAAUCCAUUGCUUGGAAAACUAAUCUAAAAAAUGUAUUUACAUCAUGGGAAUACAGAGACAUAAAUGGGGGGGGGGAAACGAUUGAGGUUUGAUUAUAUACUAUGUGCCAAACAGAAAUACAUUUACAUUUAAUGUCACGAGUAUGGAUAUAACGAUGAAAGGAAGUAACAUGUAUAUGUAUGUAUAAAUACGUGUAAUAUGUCAUCUGUAUAUUUCAAUACACCAGCACAAAGCAUGUGUAUGUAUGACUGAUCUGUACACAGAGAAAAACGGUACGGAACACAGAUACUGGCAAUCAGACCCUCAAUGUACAUCUAAUUGGUUUGAAAUAAAAGAAAUAUGUGGUUUUAAUUCA
This is a messenger RNA of Oncorhynchus keta (chum salmon), 2665 nucleotides long. RefSeq names its product syntaxin-8-like. Gene Ontology annotation, molecular function: SNARE binding; SNAP receptor activity. Bases 119 to 832 code for a protein of 237 amino acids. The transcript is spliced from 8 exons. Gene Ontology annotation, cellular component: SNARE complex; endomembrane system. NCBI's taxonomy places the organism in Eukaryota, Metazoa, Chordata, Actinopteri, Salmoniformes, Salmonidae. The record is from RefSeq and is a predicted model, not a curated record. Gene Ontology annotation, biological process: vesicle fusion; intracellular protein transport.